AUGAGGGAGGCAUAUGGAAACCAGAGCAGGGAGGUCCAACAUGUGCUGAAGCGUUGGGUUUACGGGAAGGGCGGUCGGAGCCCCCCCAGAGCACACCGCCUGCUACAAGCCACCGGGACCACCGCCCGGGACCCGCUGUGGGAGGAGGGUCCAGAGCUGGUGGGCGAGGUUUUCAGAGAAACGCUCAGCGAGGAGGAGGAGGAAGACUUUCGACUGGAAGUGGCCCUACCCCCCGAGAAGACCGACGGGUUGGCCAGUGGAGAUGAGAAGAGGAUGGAGAAGCUGAGCGAGUCCUGCCCGGGCUCCAAGAAGCAGCUGAAACUGGAAGAGCUGCACUGUGACGUGUCCGUGGAGGAGGACAGCCGGCAGGAGUGGACCUUCACCCUGUAUGACUUUGACAACAACGGGAAGGUCACCCGCGAGGACAUCACCAGCCUGCUGCACACCAUCUACGAGGUGGUGGACUCCUCCGUCAACCACUCCCCGACGUCCAGCAAGACGCUGCGGGUGAAGCUCACCGUGGCCCCCGACGGGAGCCAGGGCAAGAAGAGCAUCCUUCUCAACCACCCGGACCUGCAGAGCACCAGGCCCAGAGCGGAGGCCAAGCCGGCGGAGGAGCUGCGGAGCUGGGACAAGAAGCAGCGAGCCCCCCUCAGGUUCCAGGGGGACAGCCGUCUGGAGCAGCCGGGCUGCUACCACCAUUGCGUGGAUGAGAACAUUGAGAGGAGAAACCACUAUUUAGAUCUCGCUGGGAUAGAGAACUACACGUCCCAGUUCGGGCCUGGCUCCCCGUCCUCGGCCCAGAAGUCAGAACUGCCCCCCCGCACCUCCAACCCCACGCGGUCUCGCUCCCACGAGCCCGAAGCCGUCCACGCCCCCCACCGAAAGCCCCCAGGCGCAGACCCUGGCUCCUCCCACGGCCUUGACACCCCGUUCGCCAAGGUCCCGGAGGCCCAGCAGCGGCUCCGGGGCGCCCAGGACGGGAGCAAGCACUUUGUGAGGUCCCCCAAGGCCCAGGGCAAGAACGCGGGCGUGGGCCACGCGGCCAGAGGGGCAAGAAGCAAACCCCCUCUGGGACCCGCCGUCCCCGCGGUGUCCCCGUCCGCCCACCUGGCCGCCAGCCCGGGCCUCCUCCCCACCCUGGCACCCCUCGGGCACAGGAAGCACAGGCACCGAGCCAGGGAGGGCCAGCAGGGGUGCCGGGCCCUGCAGGCUCCGCUGGCGGGCGGCUCUGGGCCGGGCCGGGACCACCUGCGGGAGCUGCCCGCGCCGGCCUCCGUGGCGCACGACGGCCAGGGCCAGGCCGGCCAGGCGGUCCAGAGACACGAGCACCACCACCACCACGAGCACCACCACCAUUACCACCACUUCUACCAGACAUAGGCCCCGGCUGCCGCCACGCCAAGGACCCCCCCCCCCCCAGGCCUUCUUAUUCUAUUAAUUAUUGUUAUGAUGACUAUUGUUAUUAAUAAUUAUUGUUACUCCACUAAUAUUCAGCUAGCCUCCGUGUAGAAGAUGUAUGGACACACAGACUAAACCUUAUUUAUAUGCCGUGGGGACUGCGUCACUCACCCGAGACGGGGCUCCGGGCUCCCUCGGGUUCCCAGCUGUGGUUUCUCGCAGGCCCACGCCCUUCCCAGCCCCCUGCCCCUCCCCCGGAGCCCUGGGCCUCGCCCCCAUCGCUCCCAGGAGGGCACCCUUUCCGCCGGCUCCCAGAGACCCUCGAAAUCUCCGAGAAGAGACACAGCUGCUACCUCUUAGUAUUAUUCCCGUUUCCUUCUGCCCUGGACUGAUGGUAACGUGCGCUGAGGAUCUCCGCGGAGAGCGGGCCGCCGCGCCACCUCCCGGCUGUUGUGUGUGUGUCCCAGCCCAGAGCCUUCGCUGUCCUUCCUGCGGCACCGUUCCCAGUGGGGUCACUCCUCGCCCGCCCGGAACGCGGCCGUCUUCUCUGCCCGCACAGCCCGAAGACACGCGUCUCCGCUCCCUCCUCCUCCUCCUCGCUUCUUUAGAAAGAUACGCACACAGUUAAAGACUGCCCCGAAACCAGACUCCUCGUUCUGGAAACCUCCGGGAGGGAACCGGCCACAUCAGCCACCGUGGCUUCCCCAGGCCGGGCAGCGGGGGAAGAUGCGGGACCUCGAGUUCUCCCCUCGGCAAAAAUCCACACGGCCCGACGCGGUUCCCUGACGGCUCUGUAUCUAUAGCUAGACGCCACCUGUCCAUGUCGAUGUAUCUUUCUAUAAAUAUACACUCUCAGGU
Myotis lucifugus (little brown bat) is the source of this 2259-nucleotide messenger RNA. RefSeq names its product naked cuticle homolog 1 (gene NKD1). The record is from RefSeq and is a predicted model, not a curated record. Gene Ontology annotation, cellular component: cytoplasm. NCBI's taxonomy places the organism in Eukaryota, Metazoa, Chordata, Mammalia, Chiroptera, Vespertilionidae. The transcript has 8 exons. Gene Ontology annotation, molecular function: calcium ion binding. Gene Ontology annotation, biological process: negative regulation of Wnt signaling pathway. The coding region runs from base 1 to 1383 and encodes 460 amino acids.